UCAACAUCUACCUGUCGCGGUGAAUGUUGAAAAAGUCCAGUGCAAUUUCGUUCGCGAUUCGUGGUCCUGUUCUGUUACACUUUCGGUCCGGAGAAUGUGUGCAUGAGUGUUGUGUUUGGAUACCAAUUUCUCUAGUAAAUCUAAAAUGGCCAGCAGGAUAUUUCUAGCUUUAACACGCAAAAAAAAGAACGAAGCCGACGGUGGCAGUCAGCUGAACCGGGUGUUGACGUUGACGGAUCUGACUGCCCUAGGAGUAGGGGCCACUCUAGGUUUAGGAGUUUACGUGCUUGCCGGGUCGGUGGCCAAGAAUGUAGCUGGCCCCGCGGUCUGCUUGUCUUUUUUGGUAGCUGCUGUCGCGUCUGCAGUAUCAGGUUUGUGCUACGCUGAAUUCGCUGCCCGGGUACCCAGAGCUGGUUCGGCAUACGUUUAUAGUUACGUUAGCGUUGGGGAAUUUAUCGCCUUUAUCAUCGGGUGGAAUUUGAUUCUGGAAUACGUUAUAGGAACCGCUAGCGUGGCUCGGGGCCUGAGCAAUUAUGUGGACGCAUUAGCAGAUAAACAAAUAAGGGACACAUUGACAAAAUGGAUGCCGAUGGACGUCAGCUUCCUGUCCCCUUAUCCAGAUUUAUUUUCCUUUGGAAUGGUCUUGCUGUUAACAGCUCUCCUUUCCUUUGGUGUAAGGGAGUCAUCAUCGCUAAACAACGUCUUCACGGCGUUAAAUUUGAUUACCAUAGUUAUAGUGAUUGUCGCUGGAUCUAUCAAAGCUGAUGUGGCCAAUUGGAAAAUCUCAGUGUCGGACAUCGAACCCGAAUACCAAAACGACGCCGGCAAAGGAGGAUUUCUUCCCUUUGGUUAUGCUGGUAUUAUGGCUGGUGCAGCCAAAUGUUUCUAUGGUUUUGUCGGAUUCGACGCGGUAGCUACCACCGGAGAAGAAGCCAAGAACCCCCAAAGAGACAUUCCGCUGGCCAUAGUCAUAUCCCUAGCCAUCAUCUUCGGGGCCUACUUUGCCAUAUCCACAGUCCUGACCAUGAUGUGGCCUUAUUAUCUGCAGGACUCAGACGCCCCAUUCCCGUAUGUCUUCGACCAAAUCGGGUGGAUCGCCAUCAAAUGGGUGGUGACCAUCGGCGCCGUUUUCGCUCUCUGCACCAGCAUGCUUGGUGCCAUGUUUCCCCUGCCCAGAGUCAUCUACGCCAUGUCCAGCGACGGCAUCAUUUUCAAACCUUUAUCCAAGGUCAACGCUUGGACGAAAACUCCUCUAUUGGCCACAAUUGUAUCCGGACUGUUGUCAGGUAUCAUGGCCGCACUGUUUGAUUUAGACCAAUUAAUAGACAUGAUGUCUAUCGGAACCCUUCUGGCUUAUACCAUUGUAUCUGUCUGUGUUCUCAUCUUGAGGUAUCAAGUUGAUGAGAAUUCAGAAUACCCAGGUUUGCAGCAGAAGGAAGCAGAGAAAACGGUGGAACAGACUCUGUAUGAAAUCUUCAAAAAUAUUUUCAAUUUAAACAACAACAAAUACCCUAAUUCAACCACCUCUCACAUUGUAAAUUGGAGUAUAACGUUGUUUAGUGUCUUCACUGCCAUAUUUUGCGCAUUUGUUAUUUACUGUCAACUUGCAAUAUUCACUGAGCCAUUCUAUUUAGCAGGUUUUAUAAUAUCACUUGUAGCCAUGGUGGUGCUACUGGUGGUGAUGAUUAGACAGCCAGUGUCGGAUGUCAAGCUGUCUUUUAAGGUACCUCUAGUGCCAAUUAUCCCUUGCCUAAGCGUUGUGUUCAACUUGUAUCUCAUGCUAGAGUUAGAUGUUUACACUUGGAUACGGUUCAUAGUAUGGUUAAUAAUCGGUUUCUUGAUAUACUUCUUCUAUGGGCUUUCGCACAGUGAAGAGAACCCCAAACGGAAACAGAAAGUGCUGGCCUCCCCAGAUAGAGAAGUGACAAAGUUUUAAGUUAUAGAAGAAGAGUGAGAUUUUGAUCAGGUGCAAAGCUUAGAUAGGUUGUUAUUUCGAAGCAUGGAUUUCAGACAAAUAAAUUGUCAGACAAUGUGAUAUUUUAUAAUGUAGCAAAAGCCUUAAGUACUUUUUGUAAUAUUUGUAUUUUGUAAUAUAACGAACUUAUUCUUUCCUUCUCCACCAGAUUAGGAUACAUUCAUUUAGCAGACUUAAGUGAGAUUUUCUAUUAUCAUUUGUUUGAAUUCAUAUUUUAGUAAGUUAAGUCAGAUAAGGAAUAAAGGAUACUCAAGGUUUGCCCGCGUAUUGUAUAUUUUUUUUAUUUCUUUAUGACUUGUGAUUUAGACAAGAUUGUACCUUACAGAUAGAUUUAUAUUUCUUUUGUAAAAAAAUUAAGAUAUUAAAAUAGAUUAGUUCAAUUAUG
This is a messenger RNA of Anoplophora glabripennis (Asian longhorned beetle), 2360 nucleotides long. Its product is annotated as cationic amino acid transporter 3. Gene Ontology annotation, molecular function: amino acid transmembrane transporter activity. Gene Ontology annotation, biological process: amino acid transport; transmembrane transport. Gene Ontology annotation, cellular component: plasma membrane. Bases 146 to 1936 code for a protein of 596 amino acids. The record is from RefSeq and is a predicted model, not a curated record. The transcript has 12 exons. Lineage: Eukaryota; Metazoa; Arthropoda; Insecta; Coleoptera; Cerambycidae.